UCUUUGAGCGACUUCGUAGACUACUUUCGACGCCGUUACCCAUAUCGCGUAUGAUGCUUUCCAAGUUUUCGCAUUGCCCGUCAGAUAGCUCACACUUCUGUAUCGCUGACAUUGUUUUGGACAUUUCCCCCACAGUCAUAGCGGAAAUGUAAAGAUGGCGACGGAUGGAAUGUUUGCGGAAAACAGUGCUGAAUUUAAAUUAACUGCAGAAGAAGAUCGCGAACUACAAAAGAAACUACGUGACUUCGGUAAAGAAUAUAUAUCCCGAUCUGGUCGACUUGUGCCAGCUAAAAUCCAGCCAGAUGUGCUUUGCAGCUGUCCUCAGCGCUGCAAUGAAAAAAUAUCGACUGAAGACAGAAUGAAACUGUUUUCGGAGUUUUACAAACUUGGAGACCAAAUUAGACAGAACGAAUUUCUACGAGCUCACAUUAAUGCACGGGCUGUACAAAAGCGAUCACCUGACAAUAAACCAUUGAAGAGAGCAAAACGCAGAGUAAGCUGCAAAUAUCGGGUUCCUUUACUUUCGAAGACCGAUAUGCAUAUUGGGCCUGGAACAAGUCCAACUGGUGCGAGAUUAAUAGAAGUCUGCCAAAAAGCGUUUAUGAAUAUUUUUGUCAUCACUGAGAAACGAGUUAGAUUACAGCGUGAGAAGCUGAUUGUGGAAGUUAUGGGCACAAAAGGAAUUCCCCAUGUGCAACACAAAAGGCAUCCCCAUGAUGUCUUUACUACAAAUAAGCUGCCUUUGCAGUCUGCUGACGAACCUGUAGACAUGACUAUCCCACGUAACACGACAGAAGUUGAUGUGACAAUACUCAAGGAGAGAGAGCAUGAUAUUGCCCUAGUGGAUAAUUUUUUUAUGAAUCAGCUGUGGAAGCCAGAGUAUAUUAACACAGCGAUUUAAAUAUUCUGUGCCUGAAGCAGACACCAACAUUUUUUUUUUUCACUUUUCAAAGAACAACUUAUAUUUUUGGAAAUAUUUUGAUAUUCUACAAGAGGAAAACAAUGAGUUUGAUAUUUUAAUAUCUGUCAAUAUUUUCCUCAAAAGCUCACAAUUUAUAAGGAAUGUACAAAUACUUAUGGUCUCAGGUUGUUGUGCAAUAUUAGGUAUGUAAAACUAUAGUAUGAGUAGAUUUUUAAUGCUAUAUGUUUCUCACCAUAUAAAGAAAUGUGUUGAUAAAGAUUUUAUUACAUGUCCCUGAUUGCAUGCAUCCUCAUUGGUUUUGUUACAUGACAGGAAUGCACUGCUCUCUAUUAAAUUUACAUUGAUGCUGCAGUCUUUAAAAAUGAAAACCUACAAGCUAUUAAACAGCAGCAGAUGCAUGGCAUUAACAGUGCUCAAUUAUGUAGGACAAUCAUGUUUCUCAUAAAAUAGUUAGGUGUAACAAGUUUUGUAGCAUCAGAUUAAAAUAAAAAGGCUUGCCAAUGUUUUAUACAUCAAGAACUGAAACCAUCUCAAACUGUCUCAAUUAUUUGCAGCAGUGAUAUAUCUGCCAAAUUUUAUUUAUUUAUUUAUUUUUGUAUGUAAGGUUUUUAAACAUCCAGUAUUUUAUGAACUAAGAGAUAAGACUUAAUUUCUGUUUAUUAUGACUUGUAGAAAUUGCAGUUUGUUGCUUUUAAAGUGUGGUUAUAAACUGCCUGAUAUGCACAGACAGAAGUCAGUCGAGUUAUGUCAAUAAUUUGUAUUUUGUCACCUGCAGCCAUUUACUUGGGGAAUCUAAGUAAAUUCUAAAGUAAUGACAAUUUCUCAUUCAGUAGUAGUCCAUAUACAAAUCAAAAAUUCACAGAAAGUCUUAAUAAAAAUGUAUACAGUCACAAUUUUUUCGUUAUGUAUUAUUAUUAAACUACAUUAUGCAUUUCUGACUCUGUGGGUCCAUCUUCAGGUGCAAACUGUCUAACACAUAAUCUACAUUUGGUCUUGAGUGAGGUGAAAUGCAUUUUCCUGUUAUGAAAAAGUUAGACAAUAGGCUUGUAUUUCGUGGACCGAGUGUGGAAACAAUGGGGGAAAAAACCGGUCAAAAUCGUUAUUAAAAAAAAA
This is a messenger RNA of Schistocerca cancellata (South American locust), 2035 nucleotides long. RefSeq lists its product as uncharacterized. NCBI's taxonomy places the organism in Eukaryota, Metazoa, Arthropoda, Insecta, Orthoptera, Acrididae. The coding region runs from base 155 to 901 and encodes 248 amino acids. The record is from RefSeq and is a predicted model, not a curated record. The transcript is spliced from 3 exons.